UCAUCUUCGUUUCAGCUUUCAUGGUCCCUUUUAAAUUUGCCAUCGAUAGCAGAUCAGUGAGAGCCUGAGAGCGAGGAAAACCGCACUCACCUGUAUCAGAAAAAUGGCAGCUCUGCCUUUUGUUCUCCUUCUGUUAGCUCUUCCUCCAGCCACUGCGCUCUCUUUGGAAAUCCGCUAUUACAGGUAUUCAUGUCCCAGAGCAGAGAUAAUUGUAAAGCGAGUAGUCGAGAAGCAUUUUCAACAAGAUCCAUCUGUUCCUGCUGGCCUACUUCGCCUGCACUUCCAUGACUGCUUCGUUCGAGGAUGUGAUGCUUCCGUUCUUGUUGACAGCACCCCAGGCAAUGUUGCUGAGAAAGAGUCUCCCCCUAACCUGACCCUGCGAACGUUCGAUGUGAUCGACGAUAUCAAGGCCGAGCUGGAGAAGGAAUGCAGCGGAGUAGUGUCUUGUGCAGAUAUUUUGGCGCUCGCGACGAGAGAUGCGGUAGCACUAUCAGGAGGUGCAGCUUAUGCCCUGCCCACGGGCAGGCGAGAUGGCACCAUUUCAAGGGCCGCAGAUGUGCAACUGCCAAGUCCAUCUUCCUCUGUUGAGACAGCCGAAGCUGACUUCAGGAGCAUCAAUCUGGAUUUGGUGGAUCUCACUACGCUACUCGGUGCUCAUGGUGUUGGAUUCUGCCAUUGUUCACUGGUUACCACCAGGCUCUACAACUACCAAGGCACCGGCCUAUCGGAUCCGAUAAUGGACCCUGCCAUGCUUUCUAGUCUCAAACAAAAAUGCCCACCUGAAGUCGUGCUGCCCAGCAACAUAACCAGAGACACCAGGAUUUUCUUGAACCAAGCAACGUCUAAACCCUUCUUCCUUGAUACCUCAUUCUAUCAAGGUUUGUUCAGCGAGAAGGCAGUGCUUGAACUAGAUCAAGGAUUGGCCUUCACGGAUGUCACCAGCAAGUUGGCUGCAAGAUAUGUGAGGAGGCCAAAGAGGUUUGUUCACCAAUUCUCGAAGUCAAUGAUCAAGCUUGGUUAUGUGGGGGUGUUAACAGGAGAAGAGGGAGAGAUCAGGCUCGACUGUAGAAAAGUGAACAAUGGCACACAAACAACUUUGUCUUAA
Molecule: messenger RNA, 1105 nt
Organism: Zingiber officinale
Lineage: Eukaryota; Viridiplantae; Streptophyta; Magnoliopsida; Zingiberales; Zingiberaceae
Product: peroxidase 57-like
Exons: 3
Coding region: 104-1105 (333 amino acids)
Biological process (GO): response to oxidative stress; hydrogen peroxide catabolic process
Cellular component (GO): plasmodesma; plant-type cell wall
Molecular function (GO): peroxidase activity; heme binding
Source: RefSeq, a predicted model, not a curated record